CUGUUCAGUCGCAGAAUGAUGGGGACCGCCGGGCACAAAAGGCACUAUAAAAACGUGGAAAAUAAUAGGAUACCUCACUCGUGAGUGUAUUCAGCGUAAUGCGCGGAAGAGGCAAGCGACGAUACCGUUAAUCGUGGGUGUUGAUACAGCUGCUCCCACGCCUGGUGCGGCAGAGAAUAAAAGAAGGGGCCAACAGAGACAAGACCUGGAGUUGUGCGGAGUGUGGCUGGGUUUGGUGAUCUUCCUGGAGGACGCAUAUUACCGUAACACAGAACAGCAUAGGAGCCAGCCCCAGGACCAGAYGGGAAGGUAGCAAAAGAGAGGCGAGCAGCAGCAGCACGGCGGUGGCACAGAAGGAAUGACACCAGAGGGGAAAAGUCCCAGAGGGGCACCGGUAGCCCCUCCUGAUGGAGGCUGGGGAUGGAUGGUUGUGGCCGGCUGCUUCCUAGUCACCAUCUGCACCCGUGCGGUCACUAGAUGUGUGUCAAUCUUCUUUGUGGAGUUCCAGGUGCACUUUGGUCGGGACUACUCUGGCACGGCCUGGAUACACUCGCUAGUCGACUGCACCACCUUCCUCUUUGCUCCUCUUGGCAGCUUCAUCGGGAACCGUCUGUCCACCCAAGCCACUGUGAUCAUGGGAGGUGUCCUGUCCUCUGCCGGCCUGAUCCUCAGCUCCUUUGCCACCAGUCUGGAGUACCUCUACCUCACCCUGGGCGUCCUCACAGGGUUGGGAUUUGCCCUCAGCUACACUCCAGCGGUGGCCAUGGUUGGGUCCUAUUUCAACGAGAGGAAAGCACUGGCCUAUGGGAUGGCAAUGUCUGGGACUGGGAUUGGGACCUUCAUCCUGGCACCUGCUGUGCAUCUCCUGAUUGAACAUUACUCCUGGAGGGGGGCCUUGCUGAUUCUGGGAGGGUUUGUGUCCAACCUGUGUGUCUGCGGGGCCCUUAUGAGGCCCCUGGUGCCUAAAGGUAGAGGACAGAGGUGGCACAAGACAGCAGAGCUUGAGAAUGGGUAUGCCAUCCCACCGGUGGAUGCCAAGCUAGCAGAAGGGAAGGUAAUGGACACAACACUUCCAGGCUUAAAGCCGUUGGACCCAAAUACAGAGGUUGUGAAUGUAACAGAUGUUAAGCUUGAAACUGAUAAACUUGCAGAAAUUAAACUCACUGAAAUGAAACUAGCAGAGGCACUCCUUGCGAAUGUACAACUAGCUGACUCGAGGCUGGCAGACAUGACGAUAGUAGAGGGCAUGGUUGUGAAUGUGAAUAGCGUGCUAACAGAGAAAAUGCUUGAAGAGAUCAAGCUAGCGGAUCAAAAUCUAGCCAACGGGAAGCUGAAGGACAUUAAACUAAUGGAGAACCUUGUCAUCGGUAGCCAGCUUGCUGAUGUUAAGCCUGUAGACACAAAGGUUGCCGAUGCAAAACUAGCAGAGUUAGUAGAUGCCAAGGUUCUGGCUGGCCUGGCUGCCCCUGGGCCAAUUGGUCCCCUGGCGGGGCCUAAGCUGGGAGGGUGCCUCUGUCUUCAGUCAAUGGAGGAGUUUAGCUUCCUGCUGAUGCCUGACUUCAUGCUGCUGUCCGUGUCCUUCCUGUUCCUGGCGUACGGCUGCAGUGUGCCCUUUGCCUACCUGGUGCCUUAUGCCCUCAGUGUGGGCGUGGAGCACCAGCAGGCUGCCUUCCUCAUGUCCAUCCUGGGGGUCACCGGAAUCGUAGGAAACAUCACGUUCAGCUGGCUCACUGACAGGAAGUGUGUGAAGAAGUACCGGAAAGUGAGCUUCAUGUUUGCUGUGGGUAUGGAGGGUCUCUCCUGCCUCCUGAUUCCUCUGCUACGUUCCUUCACCCUGCUGGUGCCUUUCUCCAUGCUCUAUGGCUAUUUUGAUGGUGCCUACUCUGCRCUCAUACCAGUGGUGACGUCUGACUUGGUGGGCUCAUCGUACCUAUCCUCAGCCCUGGGUGUGGUCAACUUCUUACAUGCCAUACCCUACCUGGUUAGCCCACCAAUAGGAGGCUGGUUGGUGGACUGGACUGGUGACUAUACUGCAGCAUUCUUCCUCAGUGGAUUCUCUCUUAUCCUCAGCUCACUCUUUCUGGCUACUGUCAUGCUGAUCCAACGAUGCUGGGGACCACAAACAUUCUCCACCAGCGAUGCCGAUUCAACGUUCGCCUCCUUGAAGAAUGGCCAAAUGGAUCUACCGACGUACAAGGCAGCACAUGACGAACCAAAGCUAGCAGGGACCGUCCCUGCAUGUUGAGACAUUUUUGUAAGCAUUUUUUAUUGAGUGAGUGGAUGUUACUGUAAUACCAAAGUGUGUUGUUCCUUAAUGGAAGCAAAACAAUAAUGUUCCAGGAACAACAAAAUGCAGUUAUUCCUGUCAACGUGAACUUGUGAAAAUCCUAUAACACCAUCACAAAUUCUGUGUUGAUUACCAGUCAGGAAAAGUUACUCUAUUUUUAUUUUUUUUUAAAUAAAAGUUGAUUAAGAA
Messenger RNA from Salvelinus sp. IW2-2015, 2476 nucleotides. RefSeq names its product monocarboxylate transporter 12-B-like. Gene Ontology annotation, cellular component: plasma membrane. Gene Ontology annotation, molecular function: monocarboxylic acid transmembrane transporter activity. Gene Ontology annotation, biological process: transmembrane transport; monocarboxylic acid transport. The record is from RefSeq and is a predicted model, not a curated record. NCBI's taxonomy places the organism in Eukaryota, Metazoa, Chordata, Actinopteri, Salmoniformes, Salmonidae.